Sitophilus oryzae (rice weevil) is the source of this 4068-nucleotide messenger RNA. RefSeq names its product F-BAR domain only protein 2. The transcript is spliced from 14 exons. Bases 333 to 3176 code for a protein of 947 amino acids. Gene Ontology annotation, biological process: clathrin coat assembly; clathrin-dependent endocytosis. NCBI's taxonomy places the organism in Eukaryota, Metazoa, Arthropoda, Insecta, Coleoptera, Curculionidae. The record is from RefSeq and is a predicted model, not a curated record. Gene Ontology annotation, cellular component: clathrin-coated pit; plasma membrane; cytoplasm.
UAGCAGUUUGGAAAUUACAUUUUUAAAUGGAUCCGCCCCCUUGUCCAUCAAAAUUAAAACGUUUUAGAAAAGUGCUGUUCUCUGAAGGAAAAUAAUUCAUUUCAAUAUAUUUGAUUUGCUAAAUAUUAUUACCAUUAUCACUACUACGAUCGACGAGCCAAAACCAGCAGCAGUAGGAUGAGACGGGUCAGUUAGAUGGUGGAGGUUAAGUGCAUUUGCUGUGAAUGUUUCACUAAUACACUUGUUUACUUUUUUUCCGUUUGACCGUGUUAUGUGCCCUUUAGCUUACUUUGUAAAUAAUAUAAACAUAAUAUUGGAAUGAUUAUUUUAUCAUGAUGACAGUUGACUUUAACGAUUAUUUUUGGGGUGAAAAAAACAAUGGAUUUGAUGUGUUAUACCAUAACAUGAAAUUUGGUUUAAGUGCCAGUAAAGAAUUUGCAGAAUUCGUUAGGGAAAGGUCAAACAUAGAAGAAAAUAAUUCAAAACUCUUGACAAAGUUAGCAAAACAAGCAGGUAGUUGUUGUUCACAAGGAACAUUUGCUCCACUAUGGCAAGUUUUAAAAGCUUCUGCAGAGAAGCUGUCAUCCUUACACUUCCAAACCAUGCAGAAAUUAGCAGACUUAGUCAAAGAAGUAGGCAAAUAUGCAGACGAUCUUCACAAAAAACAUAAAUCUGUAAAGGAAGAAGAAUCUGGAACACUGGAUGUUGUACAAGCAAUGCAAAAUGUAACACUGAACGUACAAAAAUCCAAAGAUGUUUACAAUCAAAGAUUUUUAGAACUAGAAAGGUUAAGGAAAGAAAGCACUUCAGCUAAAGAUAUAGAGAAAGCUGAGCAAAAGCUAAAAAAGGCACAAGAAGAUUAUAAAAAUUUCAUAGAAAAAUAUAGCACUAUUAAAGAGGAUUUUGAGAAAAAAAUGUCGUUAAGCGUAAAAAACUUCCAAGACCUUGAAGUCAGUCAUUUGGUGAACAUGAAAAAAUUUUUAAAUUCUUUUGCCGACGUUGUGGAGUGGACACACGACGAAAUGGGUAAAGUUCACAAAGAAUUCCGGCAACAGUGUUUAGAAUUAACGAUCGAUCAAUUACUGGAACAAUUUGUGAAAAAUAAAUCGACGGGUCUGGAAAGACCAGGAAUCAUGGAUAUUGAUGAGCCAGUGAUCUCUCCGAAUCAAGAAAGUGAACCAACCAGUGCAAAAUCAUCCAAGAGAGAAGGUAACGGUCAUAGCGACCAAACAGUGCCAACACAUGCCAAAACUUCUCGUCGAACAACUUCCCUGUUAAAUCUCUUCAUGUCUAAUUCACAGGGUUCUCGCGAAAGCAGAGCAGGCCCCUGCAGCGCACCGUCGAGCCCCACAAGUCCCGAGGGCGGCCAACAGUUAACUCGCCACUCUCAGCGCGGAUCUAAGUGGUUUUUGCGUAGCAGGAGGGACAAAGCCAAACAGAAAAAGUCGAAGAAGAAACAGGCCAAGGACAGUAUCGAUAAUCAAAGCAAUAAAGAAGAAAAAUCUGAUGCGGAGGAAAAAGACGAUUCUCAAAAGAGCGACAGGGUUGUAAUGCCCGUCAGCACAGGCAACCAAGAAGUUGAUGAAGACGGUUAUGUCAUAAGACCUACAGUGGCUCACGCGUGGAACGAAAAGAGUAGUUUUUAUUCUUCAUCUGACUCAGAUACAGAUGACGAUCGCGAAAGGAAAAUCCACGUUGAAAUCAAGCCUCUCAAUAAUGGAUCUGCGCCUAUAUCAGCGUCGGUGGAUGAACUCAGAGCCACCGUAGGCAACAUCUAUCUCACUCCGACUGGAUCUUUUGGAUUUAGGGGACAGAAUUUGGACGGGGACACCAUCAAAAGGUCUCAGUCGGUUUCCCAGCAGCUGGGGAAGCCCAGCAGCGAUUUGUUGGGCUUGAAUUUCGUUCAGAGUCCAACGGCGUCCAAUGCUUCCACUCCAACUAGUUCACAUCCGUACGCACCGCUUCAAAGUCCAUCUCAGUUGGCUCUGAAUUCGCCAACUUUGUCCGUUGGAUCCAAAUAUACCGAAUUAGGAGAUUUGUUCUCUGAAGAUAAUGAACUACCUCAGCCACCAACCAAGCAACCCAGUCGUCAGACAUCGACUCCAACCUCAGGAUACAUGUCUAUACCGCGACCUCCAUCGCGUAGAUCUGAAGCAAACAGGGGAUUGAUGCAACAGCAGUCUAGCAGUAUUACUCGAGCUGACAGUAUUAACAGCUUGGAAUUCCGCACGGCCUGUGUACCUGUUGGGGUAUCAAGGGGUCCAUCUCCUUUGACCAUUGGAAUGGCAGACACCAUUCCAUUAGCUGUAGCCUUCCACGAGAUCGUUCACACUUACUUCCGAGGUGCCGAUGAAUCCAGAUGCCAAGUGAAGAUGUCAGGCGAAAUGAUGUUGUCCUUCCCAGCAGGAAUCGUUACUAUACUAGCCAACAACCCAAAUCCAGCAAAAUUAAUAUUUAGAGUUAAGAAUACUCAGAGGUUGUCUUCGGUUUUGCCUAAUACUCAACUUGUUUCACUGGACCCUGCACAAUCUUCGACGGAGUAUAUUGGAGUGGAGUUCAAUAUGAAUGCUUUAAGUUCCUUGUUAAAGAAACAAUCAGAACAAAACCCUAGUGCUUCAUACUUUAAUGUAGAUAUAUUGAAAUACCAAAUUAAAUCUAAACCAGGUGCAAACUCCUGUCCGUUGCAACUUGUCGCUUAUUGGAAGUGCACCAAUCUUCAUACUGAUCUAAAGAUAGAUUACAAAUAUAAUUUGCAUGCCAUGAGCUCUCCUACACCCCUCUUAAAUGUAAACGUAGCAGUACCUAUAGAGGGUAGUUUGAAAAACAUACAAUCUAAACCUCAAGCUCAGUGGCCUACAGAAAACAAUCGAAUAUUAUGGAAAUAUACUGAGCUCUCUCAACAUUCGGAAAAUAACGGUGUGGGAUCGAUGUUGGCCAGGUAUGAUGUUGAAAAUGGUUCUGGCAGUCCGUCUACCAUCAGUGCCCAAUUUAACUGCGAAGGGACAACGUUAUCUGGCAUAGAUUUCCAGCUGGUAGGGGCAGGGUAUCGCUUGUCUUUAGUAAAACGCAGAUUUGUGUCUGGAAAGUAUAUUUGCGACGGAGAUAGAAUAUAUGGAUCUGGAACAGCCACGCCUAAUGCAAGUACCCUGUCUUCAGCCCCAGAACCUAACUGCUAGCGGUCUUGUAAUUUUCGUUUGAAACCUUUUUGAAGAGCCUUUGUUCUCUAAAAUUCCUAGUUCCAUUACCUAUACAUGACAUAUAGUUUAUGAUGCUGUUUUGUAAUCAUAUACAGAUUAUAAUUAUUAUAUAUGAUGUGCCAAAAGAGUUUUUUAUCUUUGAGAUUCUUUCCCAUAUAUCACAAACCUUUUUGGCACACCCUGUAUAUCCCAAAUUUACAAAUAACGUUGAUAUUGAUAUUUCUUCUUACCUUUUUACAUUUAUGGAUAUCAUAUUUUUGAGUUUGUAGUUUAUUUACUUCGUUUUUCAUAUAUGUAUGUAUAUUUGUGAAAAUUAAAUGCACCUAAGAUUCACCAUUAUUUAACCCAGUUAUUUCGUAUUGGAUAGAUAUGCAAAAUAUUUACGUAAAUAAUCAAAACCAAAAAAAAUAUAUAUAUGUUUCUUAAAGGAGUAGUUUCUUUUUUUGAUUUUUUUAUAAAUGAUUAUAUAUUUUCAUUUUCUAAAACAAUGGUGCAGUGAUACUAUUGUAAUGUUUGUAUUUCUAUAUAUUGUAUUGUUACUAUUUUUGCUUAAAGAAGUAAAUAAUAAUAGGAUAAAGAGAGUUUUAUUUAAUUAUUUAAUAAAGGAUUUAAUUUAGAGUGUUUUUUUAGCAAAGUUAACUUGAAUUAGUUAAAUAUAAUAUGUUUUCAACAACAGUUUGAAUAUUCCAAAGGGUAUUAUUGUUAACUAUUAUAUCAAAAAUUGUAUACGUUAAGAGAAUAUUCAUUCCUUUAUAAGAGCUUUUCAACGAUUUAUGUUUAAUUAAUGAAUUUAAAUUACCAAAACCUUGUUUUACUGGUUGCCUAUUUUGUUUAAUAUUUUUCUAUACUUCAUUAAAACAUAUAUUCCAGA